UGUCCGUGCGGUGCAGCAGGUCGGUAGGCGGGAAAUGGCGACUGGCUGAAGGAGCUGGUUCUGUUGCUGUUGCGGGCUAAGCGGGAAAGACACCACACAUUGCGCGGUCGGGACUAUCGCCGGAACCUGAGGACACUUCUCUGUCGUCAUAGUUAAGUUUUACAUGUGGCUUCUAUAAAAGAUGAGGCUGAGAACACGGAAGACUUCUCAGCAAUCAAAUCAAAUCCAAACACAGCGCACUGCCAGAGCAAAAAGGAAAUACUCGGAGGUUGAUGAUAGCCUACCUUCAGGAGGAGAAAAACCAUCAAAGAAUGAAACCGGCUUAUUGUCUUCAAUUAAAAAGUUCAUCAAAGGAAGCACACCCAAGGAAGAGAGAGAAAAUCCUUCGAAACGGAGUAGAAUUGAACGUGAUAUAGAUAAUAAUUUGAUCACAUCAACACCAAGAGCAGGAGAAAAGCCUAACAAACAGUUAUCUCGAGUAAGACGGAAAAGUCAAGUAAAUGGAGGUUUGUUCAUAUUUAGAUAUUGUGUUUUUUAAAGGUGUAAGCAGAGAUCUCUCUGUCAUGUUCUUUGUUUUUAAAAAUCUACUUUGAGGUCAGAUUUGGUGGCAUAUGCUUUGUAAUCCCAGUUCUGUGAGGCUGAGGCAGCAGAAUUGUGAGUUUGAGGCCAGUCAGGGCUAUAUAGUGAGA
Molecule: messenger RNA, 689 nt
Organism: Castor canadensis (American beaver)
Lineage: Eukaryota; Metazoa; Chordata; Mammalia; Rodentia; Castoridae
Source: RefSeq, a predicted model, not a curated record